AUUUCUGGAUUGUGGCUGCUUCCCGACGAGCUGUGCGAGAACACGGACUAACCAUGUCGUCCCUGGUCAGAAAGGUGAUAAGCACUGCAAAAGCCCCAGCGGCCAUUGGUCCCUACAGUCAAGCUGUGCAGGUCGACAGGACCGUUUACGUUUCAGGACAGGUGGGCUUGCCCCCUUCCAGUGGAAAGCUUGUGCCAGUAGGGGUAGUAGAAGAAACUAAGCAGGCUCUUACAAACAUGGGUGAAAUUCUGAAAGCUGCAGGCUGUGACUUCACUAACGUGGUGAAAACAACUGUUUUGCUGGCUGACAUGAACGACUUCACGACUGUCAAUGAAAUCUACAAGCAGUAUUUCAAGAGUAAUUUUCCUGCGAGGGCUGCUUACCAGGUUGCUGCUUUGCCCUUAGGAAGUCGUGUUGAAAUCGAAGCAAUAGCUGUCCAAGGACCUCUCUCAAUAGCCACACUCUGAGUGCACCCUGUGUUGCCGAGUCUGGAAUUUUCACUAUGCCUUUGACACAUUAAUUUUUAUAAUUGGUGUUGGAAAGUUGAGUUUGGCUAAAAUAUCCAAAGUUAUUAUGGAGAUACCUUGUUAAGUGAGAGAGUUGAACAAGAAUUAAAGAUUAGAUAAUGAAUCCA
This is a messenger RNA of Oryctolagus cuniculus (rabbit), 634 nucleotides long. Its product is annotated as 2-iminobutanoate/2-iminopropanoate deaminase. The record is from RefSeq and is a predicted model, not a curated record. Gene Ontology annotation, cellular component: mitochondrion; cytosol. Gene Ontology annotation, molecular function: deaminase activity. NCBI's taxonomy places the organism in Eukaryota, Metazoa, Chordata, Mammalia, Lagomorpha, Leporidae.